AUGCGAAAAGAAUCAGAUUCUGGAGAAUUUCGCAAUUCCAGACCUAUAUCCGAUUAUUCGGGAUCGGAAUUCGAUCAUCAGGUCAACGUGAAAAAAAGAGAAUUUAAACCGGCCAAACUUAUUCAGCAAAGGCCCCUGACGAGGUAUUUGCCCAUCAAAAGCGAAUCCCUCAAUUUGAGGCAACACAUAGAAUCCGCGGGUCAUCAAGUUGACCUUUGCCCUCACGUUUUCAUAGAUUCGACCUCUUGUAGAGGGAUACUCCAUAAAUUGGGUGGAAAAUUUCAUCAUUGGAAUAAAAGAUGGUUCGUUUUCGAUAGAACGAAACGAACUCUUACCUAUUACAUGGACAAAACGGAAAAGAAACAAAGGGGAGGCACGUACUUUCAAGCCAUCGAAGAAGUUUACGUGGAUCAUCUCAACUCUGUCAAAUCCCCGAAUCCCCACGUGACGUUCGUAAUAAAAACACACGAGAGAACGUAUUAUUUAAUGGCGCCAAAUCCGGAAGCCAUGAGAAUUUGGGUCGACGUCAUUUUUACCGGUGCGGAAGGUUAUCAAGAAUUCGAACACGGUUCUUAG
Messenger RNA from Pediculus humanus corporis (human body louse), 576 nucleotides. Its product is annotated as grb2-associated binder, gab, putative. Bases 1 to 576 code for a protein of 191 amino acids. The record is from RefSeq and is a predicted model, not a curated record. Lineage: Eukaryota; Metazoa; Arthropoda; Insecta; Psocodea; Pediculidae. The transcript has 3 exons.